GCAGUGAUUAAAUCUCAUGUGCAAGUCUCGCGAGUGUUUGGAUACGGCCCUGCUGUGUAGCUGAAGAAAACAAUUUCAGUGCAGGACACAUCACAAUGAGUUAUGCAGACAAGCCGGAUGAUAUGACUAGAGAGGAGUGGAUGGAGAAGAUCAACAAUGUUCACAUUCAGCGAGCAGACAUGAACAAACUCAUCAUGAAUUACCUCGUGACAGAGGGUUUCAAAGAAGCUGCAGAGAAGUUUCGUAUGGAGUCAGGAAUCGAACCCACCUUAGACUUGGACUCCCUAGAUGAGAGGAUAAAGAUUCGAGAGAUGAUCCUGAAGGGACAAAUUCAAGAAGCCAUUGCUUUGUUAAACAGCCUCCACCCAGAACUACUGGAUACAAACCGUUACCUUUACUUCCAUCUCCAGCAACAACAUCUGAUUGAGCUGAUACGUCUGAGGGAGACGGAGGCUGCGCUGGAGUUUGCCCAGUCUCAUUUGGCGGAGCAGGGAGAGGAGAGUCGUGAGUGUCUGACGGAGAUGGAGCGCACGCUGGCUUUGCUGGCUUUUGACAACCCGGAGGAGUCUCCCUUUGGUGAUUUGCUCAACAUGAUGCAACGGCAGAAAGUGUGGAGUGAGGUGAAUCAAGCAGUGCUGGACUACGAAAAUAGAGAAUCAACACCUAAGCUCGCAAAACUCCUGAAACUCCUGCUAUGGGCACAGAAUGAACUGGACCAAAAGAAGGUGAAGUACCCCAAAAUGACCGACCUCAGCAAAGGGACCAUUGAGGACCCAAAGUAAAACACAGUAGCCUUGUGCGAACUUACUGUGGAGAACAAGAUGGACUCCAUUGCUCCCCCAUUUUAUUUAUACACAGUCUGUGACUGAACCUUAACUAUCUUUCGUGAUUGCUAUUUCAGAGACUAUGAGUUCAACAUGAGAUUGUGAACUGGAUUUUUUUUAAUGUUGAAAAGUGACUUGCUGAACAUGAAUGGCCAAAAUAGAAACACCUGUAUGCUGCAACAUUGGUGACCUUCAAUUUCAUGAUGUUUGUAGAUCUGUAUACAGUAGGUGGAUUGAGUUUCACUGUUUGCUCUGUACUUUUCUAGUACUGUUUCUGGAAAUGUAAGGAAACCAUUCAGUGGACUGUUUAAGCCUAAAUUAGGCUCCUUAUGAAGAGUGAAGAUGCCCUGUGUCCACUGAUCAGAUGAAGCACUGUACACAAAACAGUACUUUGAAUAUGUCAGAGGUUGAAUGUAUUUGAGUUUAAUAUUGAUGGAAACCAACUGGUUGUGUUUGCUUUUUGAAAUUUUCUAUUUUAUAAAUGUAUUAUUAAGGGUGAAUAUGGGGAACAGCUGCCUGUGAAUAUUUAUAAACAUGUUAUUGCAUUGUGACUCUUGCUGUUUCCUUAAUUUAGUUUAAUGCUGUUUACAUUGGUGUCACAUAUAAUGUGAUUUAUAAAGGCUGAUAAUCUUGUAGUUUCUACAGUCAGAGGUUUAGAAAAGGAAUUAAAUACAGUUUCAGGAAAAAGGAAACAUGGAGUGGAAUUUAAUUGGGCUGUACAUUAUAUCAGUGUGAGUGUCAUUAAAUUAUUUGCAUUCAAUCCUUUGCCCAA
Sardina pilchardus (European sardine) is the source of this 1596-nucleotide messenger RNA. It is a transcript of the gene gid8b, whose product is annotated as GID complex subunit 8 homolog b (S. cerevisiae). Gene Ontology annotation, molecular function: protein binding. Bases 96 to 782 code for a protein of 228 amino acids. Gene Ontology annotation, biological process: positive regulation of canonical Wnt signaling pathway; proteasome-mediated ubiquitin-dependent protein catabolic process. Gene Ontology annotation, cellular component: nucleus; cytoplasm. Lineage: Eukaryota; Metazoa; Chordata; Actinopteri; Clupeiformes; Clupeidae. The record is from RefSeq and is a predicted model, not a curated record. The transcript has 5 exons.